This is a messenger RNA of Protobothrops mucrosquamatus (brown spotted pit viper), 1404 nucleotides long. Its product is annotated as protein NipSnap homolog 3B. Bases 63 to 833 code for a protein of 256 amino acids. Gene Ontology annotation, cellular component: mitochondrion. NCBI's taxonomy places the organism in Eukaryota, Metazoa, Chordata, Lepidosauria, Squamata, Viperidae. The record is from RefSeq and is a predicted model, not a curated record. The transcript has 6 exons.
GGGCAUUGUGGGUCCCUCUCGUUCUUCAACGUGGGCUCUGGGCACCGACGGAUUUCCUUGCCAUGUUGGGUCUCCGCGUGGCCUCCUUUCUUGGCCGCCUUCUCAGAAGAGCAGCUGCGGCACAGCCUUUCCGCGCCCAGCCAAACGUGUUUCAAGCUUGUUCAUCUUUUGCUACGGGACCCAGACAGGAAGUUGGCACUAUCUAUGAACUUCGUACUUACGACAUUAAGCCAGCAAAGGCAAAGGAGUUCCUUGAAUUGGUCAAUAAAUCUAUUAAGAUUCGUAUGGUUCACUCACAAAUGAUUGGAUUCUGGACAGCUGAAUUUGGAGCAAUGAAUAAAGCAUUUCAUAUUUGGAAAUACGAUAAUUUUGCACACAGAGCAGCUGUAAGGAAGGCUGUAGUCAAUGAUAAAGAAUGGCAGGAAAAACUGGCAGCAAUUCUUCCACUUCUGGAUAAGCAGCAUAUGGAAAUUGCUUACAUGGUCCCCUGGUGUGAAUUGGGAACACCACCAAAAGAAGGGGUUUAUGAGUUGGUGACUUAUCAGCUGAAACCAGGUGGACCAGCUUUAUGGGGAAAUUCAUUCAAAGCAGCUAUUGAUGCACAUGUUAGUAAAGGCUAUGCAAAACUGAUUGGCUUUUUCCACACAGAAUAUGGAUUUCUUAAUACAGUUCAUAUACUUUGGUGGUUUGAGAAUCCAGAUAUCCGGGCAACUGGAAGGCAUAUGGCCCAUGAAGAUGCCAGAGUGGUAGCAGCUGUUCGGGAGAAUGUUCAGUUCUUGGAAACCCAGCAAAACAUGCUCCUGAUUCCUGCAUCAUUUUCACCUCUGAAGUAGCUUUAUUGCAGUUGAAUGACAGCACAUAAAAAUUAUUUUCUGCAACCCUCAUCUGGCAUUUUUAUCUAUAAAGGCAGAUUGAAGGUAGUUUUGAAUAACAGUCAUUAUUUGUGGAAACUCAUGUUAUCCGUCUCAAAUAGAUACUUUUCUAAUCAUCUGCAUAAAAAUAUAUUCAAAUCAUAUGGGUAAAUAAUGACUUAGUACAGAAUAUCAGCACUUAAAUAUUUAAAGCUCAGAAUAAAAAAUAUUUUCCUUCUGGUAUUACACUUAUAUUUAAAUAUCUUAACUUACAAAUAAAACUAAAAACAAACUAAUUAUAAAAUAUAAUAUCCUAAAACUGCUCAGACUUAUGAGUAAUAAAAAGUUGAUGUCACAAUGUUAUUUAAUCAGGAAAUUCUCAUGAUUAAUGUAUAGAUUGCAGUGAGAUCAAGAGAAGGAAGUUUCACUUAUUACAGCUGAAAUGUAUUUAUUUUUGUAUAUUUGAUGAUGGAUCUGAACUUUUUAUGGUAUUUAUUAUUGCACUGUGAUUGAGAUUGUUAAAUGCAAAAUUAAAUAGAUUUUCUGGAUUGUG